Paramormyrops kingsleyae is the source of this 2962-nucleotide messenger RNA. RefSeq names its product v-maf avian musculoaponeurotic fibrosarcoma oncogene homolog F (gene maff). Gene Ontology annotation, cellular component: nucleus. Gene Ontology annotation, biological process: regulation of transcription by RNA polymerase II; regulation of epidermal cell differentiation. Gene Ontology annotation, molecular function: DNA-binding transcription factor activity, RNA polymerase II-specific; RNA polymerase II cis-regulatory region sequence-specific DNA binding. Lineage: Eukaryota; Metazoa; Chordata; Actinopteri; Osteoglossiformes; Mormyridae. The record is from RefSeq and is a predicted model, not a curated record.
UUUCCCUUUAUCUGUACCUCAGGUAACUACAUUUGUCAGCUAACUAGCUAGCUAGCUAGCUAGCUAGAGCCGAGGACAGCGUUGCGUAGAAGGUAUUUGAUACGGCAUUAUUACAGUACAUUUUGAGAAAAGCAGACAUCAUAGUAAUCUGAAUGUUUGGGAGAUUGUGGGGAAAUGUGUUUGUCAGAUGUUUUGAAUUUAUUAAACCAGGAAGCUUUAAAACCCAUAAAAUGAAGCUUGGAAGACGGCGCGGUUGCAAUGGCUGUGUUUACACACAUAGCGACCUGGCUUGUUAUUUUCCGUAUAAGGACAUGGGUGGACUGGUAUUAAGAUUUAUGUGUUUACAAAAAAGAAAAACUGUAUACCCGGCCUUCGCGUUUGUAGCGUACAACGAGUAAAGUUUUAUUUUUAAAAACUGACACAUAACUAAAUAUAGUUAAUCUAACUGCCGGUUGUAUUCCGUGUCAUCGGAAAUCUUCCAUCUUUUCCUGACGAUGAAGUAGGAAGAAAUUUUGACUGCUUUUAAGGCAGGUGGACUCAUAUCACGCACCUUAUUUCCUUAAUUUUGUAUAGACUAUAUAAUCAAAUGAUUCCACAUAAUAUGAAAUGAAAACGGAUAAUGUUUUUCCCCAUAUAAAACCUACCCCAGGUUACUAUAUUGUAAGACAUUCCAUUAACCGAAAAGCACGUUAAUAGGCGCUUAAUGAGAAGUUGCGCCUGUUCACCGAACAUUUAGCGUUUUUUUCCCCAUAGAGCUGUGUAUUCCCAGGAUUAUCCCAAUUGAUUUUUAAUCCGGCGAAACUUGUAAUAAGGAUAUCAGGAAGGAGCCGGGGGGAGUGUCGCUUACGGCGGAUAUACUGCUGAUUCACCGUGACUCUACGGUUUCCAUAAGGGCGGUCGGCCGCGGCUGCCUCCCUCCUCCGCGGCCGCCGACGCGCGGUCCCCCCGCAGUCUGGAGGGAGUCUGCAGAGACCCGGCACUCCUCGCUCCGGCUCUUACACAACAUUUAGGACCCACUUCCGAGGCGCAUCAUGACGUCUGACAGCAGAGUGAGCAAAGCGCUGAAGGUGAAGCGGGAGUGUGGGGAGAACAUGCCGGUGCUGACGGACGGCGAGCUCAUGUCCCUGUCUGUGCGCGAGCUGAACAUGCACCUGCGCGGGCUCUCGCGGGAGGAGGUGCAGAAGCUGAAGCAGCGGCGGCGGACGCUGAAGAACCGCGGCUACGCGGCCAGCUGUCGGGUGAAGCGCGUGUCACAGCGCGAGGCCCUGGAGCAGCAAAAGGCGGAGCUGCAGCGCGAGGUGGAACGGCUGGGCGCCGAGAACGCGGGCAUGCGGCGCGAGCUAGAAGGCUUGGGCGCGCGUCUGGCCGCGCUGCAGCGGUUCGCCCGCGGGCUGGAGCCCGGCGCCGGGAACCUAAUGGCCGUAGCCCCACGCCUCAACACCGCCUCGGUCAUCACCAUCGUGAAAACGCCGCCGCAGGGACACGCGCAGAGGGAGCAGAGCAGUUCCUAGGGCUGGGGACAGAACUGGACCAGCGUCAGGAGCACAAGCAUGACGGAUCCACACAGCCGGACGCAGACACACCAGCACAUACAGAUACCCACACUCACAGACAUAAUCAGGAUUGCUUGCACCCGUGCGAUCGAGGGAGACAGGCCGCAGCACAGAGACUGAUUUCUUGGUAUCAACAGCUGCAUGUUAAUGACGAUGUCGCAUUUUACACGGGUAAUUUCUACGCGGCGCCUAUAGAAAAUUGACAAAGCGUGUUAUCUCGCCACCUGGCGAAUCCCGAUCGGAGCGACGGGUCACAGUGUGAUUAUUGGUAUUCAGCGCAGUGCACUUCAACUCUCCAUGCGUGCAGCACCAUCCUCGAUUGAGUUAGGAUUGUAUCAGUCAUAGUUUUUCUUCGAGAGGAGCCGGAUUUUCCCGGCCCUCUAUCUUGGAGGACCUGUCAAGGCAACUGUAACUGGUUCUGUCAGUGCAAGUUAAGAAUAUGCUCCUCUGUUUUUCUUGUUUCUUUUCCUGUGUUUUGAAAAGCGGCAUUUAUCAGAGUCGUUUUAUUUUGGAAUCGUAUUUAAGAUUGAAGUUAAAUAGCAAACCUGUUCUGUGAUCAAAGUUAAAAAAAAAACAACUUAAUAUUGAUAUGUCGUUCAUGAUUCUUAAACUUGCUAUUAAUAUUAGGAAUAUGUGUUAAUUUGAGUACAAGAUAUUUCUUUUUGAGGGGUCUAUAUAAUAUGAGAGUGAGCAUUUGUGUUGAUGUUAUUUAUGUAUUUUUGAGCAAUUGGACAUGAGGGUGACGCCACAGGAAGUAAAGGAAUGAAUGAAAUACCAGAGAGAGAAAGUGGAGGGGUACGUGUGACGAAGCAGUGAGAGACGAAGGCACUUGGGACGUGAUAUCGAUGGUCACAGAAAAGGACACGAUGGUGUGGUGAAUCUGUAGCCCUAUCAGAAUUAACAGAUUUUUCUAACCAAUCAAGACAAAUGUCUUUCCUGGGCUCCAGGAAAUCAGACAUUGAUGAGUACUUGCAUUUAUAAGAUGCCAAAUAAGUUCACUGUAUGUUGUGGGGAAUUUCCCUUAAUGUGGAAGUUUUUUUUUGUCCUUUUAGCAGAUGUAAUUGAACUUGGAUUUAACCAGCUUUGCAAUUUGGUCCCUAAAUAAUAUAACCAUCAUAUGAUUUGAGUUAAUUUAACUAUUGCAGAGAAUGUCAUACUUGAGAGUUUUAUUAAUGUGUAAUUGUCUGUUUGGCUCUGUAAGGAUUUGAUUAGAGGCGCAACUUAAAGCGUUUAGUCCCAUUAAUAACAACCAGAAACCACCUUUAAUUAUGCACACGCUGUGGGAUGUUUUAUAAGGCUCUGGAAACAAAGGCAUUCUUGUUUGUAUUUAUUGUAUGUAUUUUUUUCUAUUGGUGAAAUAGAAGUACUUUAAGUAUUUUAUAAUUAAUAAAUGUAUAUAUUGUAUAUAU